GCGGCCGCCAUGUUGGACCGGUCGUCCUGUCGCCAAGACAAACAAAAAUAAAGAAGACAAACACAAGAUGCCUGAGCAUUGUGCGGCAUAUGCCUGCUCAAAUCGGCAGACUAUUGAAGCCAGGGAUCGGGGGAUUACCUUUCACAAGUUUCCCAAAAAAGAUGUGAGGAAGAAGUGGGAAGUGGCCUUAAGGAGAGAAGGCUUCACUGCAACUGACUCGUCUGUGCUCUGCAGUGAACAUUUUAAGCCAGAAGAUUUUGACCGGACCGGUCAGAUCGUGAGACUGAAAGAUGGUGUUAUUCCGUCAGUCUUCAACUUCCCGCUUCACCUCCAAAGACCAGAAAAGGGCAGAACCACAUCUACCUCCAGAAGACCUGAAGAGAGCAUGUCAGCAGCCUCUCAGGAUGAGACUUCAGCCUCACUUCCACAACCUCAGCCUAAUGAUGUGAGUAUUUGUAUUUUAACAUCAUAACAUAAUGGCCAACAGGUGGCUGAUAAAUAC
This is a messenger RNA of Oryzias melastigma (Indian medaka), 502 nucleotides long. Its product is annotated as THAP domain-containing protein 6-like. The coding region runs from base 68 to 472 and encodes 134 amino acids. The transcript has 3 exons. The record is from RefSeq and is a predicted model, not a curated record. Lineage: Eukaryota; Metazoa; Chordata; Actinopteri; Beloniformes; Adrianichthyidae.